Vittaforma corneae ATCC 50505 is the source of this 900-nucleotide messenger RNA. RefSeq lists its product as uncharacterized. Gene Ontology annotation, biological process: peptidyl-serine dephosphorylation. NCBI's taxonomy places the organism in Eukaryota, Fungi, Microsporidia, Nosematidae. Gene Ontology annotation, molecular function: protein serine/threonine phosphatase activity. The coding region runs from base 1 to 900 and encodes 299 amino acids. The record is from RefSeq and is a predicted model, not a curated record. The transcript has a single exon. Gene Ontology annotation, cellular component: FAR/SIP/STRIPAK complex.
AUGCCUGCACUUCCAUGCCUUCUUCAAAGAUCCCUCAUGAACCAGAAUGUCUUGCAAAAAACAUUAGAAAAUUUGGAGAAUCUUGUAUUACCACCGAAGGAACUGCUAGUUGAUAUUGUAAACCAAGCAAAAAGUGUUUUUGAAGAAGAAGAAAACAUUCUGUACGCCAACGGUAGCUCUGUGGUUGUUGGGGACUUGCAUGGCCAGUUUUUCGAUUUCCUAAACAUGCUGAAUAUGAUUAAAGACGAUGUGAAUAUUGUUUUUCUUGGGGAUUACGUUGACAGGGGAUUUAAUUCCGUUGAACUGAUCACUUACCUUUUGGUUUGCAAAAUACUGAACAAAGAUAAAAUUGUUUUACUGAGAGGUAACCAUGAAAAUCGAUCGCAAACGGCCGUGUAUGGGUUUGAGGAGGAGUGCCUACUAAAAUAUGAUCAUUACAUUUAUUGGAAGUUUUGUGAGGUUUUUGAGCUUUUUCCUGUUGUUGCCAUCAUCAAUAAAAAGUAUUUCUGUGUCCAUGGUGGAAUUUCACCCAGUCUUACAUUGGAAUGGAUCGAUGGCCAGGAUAGAGUCCAGGAGUAUUCUCAAGUUAGUUGUAUUCUGUGGGGAGAUCCUGCUGAUGAUAUUGAUACAUUUGAAACGAGCCAGCGAGGUGCUGGAUACCUCUAUGGAAAGGUGGCAGUGGAUGAAUUUUUAAGAAGCGUCGGUUGUGAGUAUUUAGUGAGAAGCCAUCAGCUGAUUUCAAGGGGAUUUGAAGAAAAGUUUGGUGGAAGAUGCAUAACAGUGUGGAGCGCGCCUAAUUACUGCUAUAAAUGCAAAAACAUAGCUUCAUUUAUGAUGAUUACACAGGAAACCCACAAAUUUAUAUUAUUUGAGGCCUUGGCCGAGCAGUAUAGAUUAUAA